CAAAAAAUUUAUUAGCGUACAUUAUAUUUAUAUACUUAAAACAUUCAACACAAUUCGAGAAAUAUGGACCGAAAUAAGCCACUCAGACUAAUUGGCCUCUCCAGUACCGAGCCCGAAAAACAAACGAAACUUACACUGAACCAUCUAUGUCAGCUGCCAGCACAAUGUCCCAUAGAAAAAUGCAUUUCCACCGUUUUCAAGGAUGAUAUGCUCCAACAUUUGGCCCAACGCCAUUUCCGAUCAAAUGUGAAAAAGCAUUUGCAAGUGGCCUUCAACGGAGAACGCUGUACCCUGGUCUUUGAUGUUUCUCAGCUGAUUGGAACGCAGACCAUAUGUCUGGGAGUUCUUCUUUACGGCGGCGUGCGUGGUAAGCAUAGCCAAUUACCCGGAGAACGAGAAUUCUGUUAUCACAAUCGAUUGAAAGAGGAUUCGGGGCUGGAAUCGCUGAAGGACUAUCUGCCCAUUAUGGUGCUGGUGAAGAGGACAACAUUCCUCUGCUGGGCACUUGUGGACAGAAAAAUGGAAUCGCAAGAAGAUCUUAAUGGUAAACAGUCAAAAGAUCUUAAGCAGGUAAAACAUCUAGAUUUCUCAAAUGAUACGCAUCCCAAAUGCAGUGAAGAAUCGAUCAAAAGGUGCGAUAGUGGCCAAAAGAAUAACGAUCUAAAGACGACCACUGAAGCCGAGCAGGAAGAGAUUAUGGACUCCGAUAUCUUGAUAAUUUGGACCCAAAGUGCACCCUGCAUCCGACCACUCCACGUUGCCAUGACCGUAUUCAACAGCACCUUGUCGGUUGGCCGGAGCGCCAUGCGUUGUGUGGCAAAUUCGGGCCAAAUGUAUACCGAAAUCGGUGGCAAGGAUCUGCCCAAGGACCGGCAUUCCCUUUUGAUAACGCAGCAAGAAUUGAAGGAGAUAUGUGGCGCAGAACAUCAUCUCCAUCUCGAACUGAUCCUGCAUGAGCCUUUGGAAUAACCGGCAGCCUGAGAUUUUGUUUAUUUUUACCUUAUAAUUGCAUUUAUUAAAGCGGAGUGUGCAGAAGAAUGUGAAUUUGUCAUGCGGUGGGCAGGAAGGAGGAACGGGACUGUGCCGCCAAGAAGGAUCCUCUCCAGCAACUCUUGCAUCCUUUAUGCACUGUCAUAUCGCAUACUUUACGGCUUUCAGGGCGAGUGCUUUUGUACAUUUGAAGUGAAUUUACAGCGCAACUUGCUUGUAUAAUGGCAUUUACUUUAUGCAAACACUGGCGAGGCACAGGAGUCCUUAAGGAGUCGUCCCGCAGCAGGAUUCAGCGACAAAAACAACAACAACAACAACAACAACAACAACAAUUAUUGCCCCACUCAUUAAGGCAAACUGCACUGCUCUGCACAGGACCUCCUGCUUAUUCGAAAGUAAUUAGCAUAAAAAUAAAUACCAC
Messenger RNA from Drosophila melanogaster (fruit fly), 1411 nucleotides. RefSeq lists its product as uncharacterized. The record is from RefSeq and is marked reviewed. Lineage: Eukaryota; Metazoa; Arthropoda; Insecta; Diptera; Drosophilidae. The transcript has a single exon. The coding region runs from base 64 to 969 and encodes 301 amino acids.